CGCGGACGACGUCAUCGCCGUAUCGUUUCCAUAUCGAUCGCGCACGCGGUAGACCGUUUCGCUGGGCGCCGCACAGUCGCGCUACACUCGUUCACGCAGUGACGGCCCCAGCAACAACCCGUCGGUCACCGGAGAAUCAAAAGCACUGGAACGACGACCGUACCAGGUCACGUUGCACGUCGAGUGGCACUGCGCGACUCGGCCACGAAACUUUUCAACGCCGCCCAGCAGAGCAACACCGGUUCACUCGUCGUAAUCGGCUUUCGGGCGAUCGGUAACCACUGCAUACCACUGCACACCACCGUUCGAUUUGAACGUUGCGCAUUAGAAAUAAUUAUAUAACCGCCGCCGAAAGCUCCGCAAAUCUCUCGGCCAACGCACCCGUCGUCCAUAUCGCGGCGCAGCGGCACCAUUACCAUGUACCGGAUCCAAGACGCGGCUCGUCCUGCGGCCACGGCCGCCAAACACUUCGUCAACGGAUCGCAGAGAAUGGCAUCUACACUGGUCCUCGGAGAGUACACAACUCCAGUGGUCAAAGCAGAGGUACCAGGACCGAAAUCGAAGAAACUCCUCGCUGAGCUUUCGGAAUUCCAGCAAUCUGGUUCGGUUCAGUUAUUCGCUGACUACAACAAAUCGCUGGGGAACUACCUGGUUGACGUGGACGGUAACGUUUUGUUAGAUGUGUACACGCAAAUAUCGUCAAUGCCUUUGGGUUACAACCAUCCGGACAUGUUAAAAGUGUUGGAAAACGACGAAAACAAA
This is a messenger RNA of Sipha flava (yellow sugarcane aphid), 762 nucleotides long. RefSeq names its product 4-aminobutyrate aminotransferase, mitochondrial-like. Gene Ontology annotation, molecular function: pyridoxal phosphate binding. Gene Ontology annotation, biological process: GABA catabolic process. Gene Ontology annotation, cellular component: mitochondrion. Lineage: Eukaryota; Metazoa; Arthropoda; Insecta; Hemiptera; Aphididae. The record is from RefSeq and is a predicted model, not a curated record.